AUGCGGGCCCCCUCUCGGAAAAAAGCUUGUCAAGAAUGCACCGCCUCCAAAGUCCGCUGCACCCAUGAGAAACCCGCCUGCGUUCGAUGUCGGGAUCGAGGUAAACAAUGCCGAUACACGGGCGACAGAGCCUACAACGCGCAAGAUGGUAGUUCUGCUACGAGCAGCAACCCUGAUACUUCCGCUGCAAACAGUGUCUGCAAUUUCUCCACGCCGGGUCCCUCGGUAGGCUUUAUCUCGCCACAGAGCCCGGGGAUUUUCAACUUGCAUGUCUCGCCAACGCCCCAAAAUACCUUCAUCCAAACUGCUGCGCAUAAGAUGAACCUGGAGUUUGAGAAUAUAUCCCUUCACCCCAUGCUCCAUGCCGAAGAAAUUCGUGACCGCUGGUUGAGGCCCUAUGUCAUGACCGCCACGGGACAAGUGCCCAAGCUUUUCCACCCAUUCACUGUGCAAUACCUCACAUGUGUUUUGAGGUCUUACCCGAACCAUCUUCUGGAUGGCAACAGCAUGCCGCCCUUCAUUCACCCAAUGCAACUUGCUCGGCAGCCUAUUCCCCCGGCGUUGGCGAAUUGCUCGUCUCUCGUACGCAUGUGGAUGAACAGAGCGCCCGGAAGUGAGGGGCUCGUGUUUUCAACUGUGAAAAGGGAAAUGGACCGACUAAUUGCCGAAACACCCAUCAUUGGUGAUUUUGACCUUCUCUGCUCAUUCCAAGCUCUCCUAAUCUACAUGCUGAUGGCAUACUUCUUUCCCAUCGACGAUACUUCCCUCUUGGAAGACAACGAUAUCAUCGCACUCCAAGAGAUUGCCUUUUACUCCGCCAAAAGAGGCCUUGCCUGCGAGGCAGAAGUCUCCAGAACACGACCGAGCUGGGAAUGCUGGAUCGUGGCCUCUGCCAAACGACGCACUGUACUCACUAUGUAUCUCUUCACCAGCAUCUACAAUGCUUCGAAAGGCUUGCCGAACUUUGUAGCGGAAGAGCUGAAAGAGGUCCUGGUUCCUGAGAGUAAGGCUCUGUGGCAAGCAUCUGACCGGGCUUCGUGGACGACGAAGUAUGACCGGCAUCUGUCGAAGUGGGAAGAUGGGAUGCUGACACUCUCUGAGUUGUGGAGGUCUCCCGAGACAGGCUCAGAGACGAGACGAGAGAGAAUUGAGCGGUGGGUACAAUCGGCGGAUGAGUUUGGAAUGAUGCUCUUUGCCGUGUGUGCCCAUCUUCAUGGGUGUUGA
Messenger RNA from Penicillium canariense, 1224 nucleotides. Its product is annotated as Zn(II)2Cys6 transcription factor domain-containing protein. The coding region runs from base 1 to 1224 and encodes 407 amino acids. Lineage: Eukaryota; Fungi; Ascomycota; Eurotiomycetes; Eurotiales; Aspergillaceae. The record is from RefSeq and is a predicted model, not a curated record. Gene Ontology annotation, molecular function: DNA-binding transcription factor activity, RNA polymerase II-specific; zinc ion binding. The transcript is spliced from 2 exons. Gene Ontology annotation, biological process: regulation of DNA-templated transcription.